Messenger RNA from Amaranthus tricolor (Joseph's coat), 3424 nucleotides. Its product is annotated as protein MEI2-like 5. The transcript is spliced from 13 exons. The record is from RefSeq and is a predicted model, not a curated record. Bases 460 to 3036 code for a protein of 858 amino acids. NCBI's taxonomy places the organism in Eukaryota, Viridiplantae, Streptophyta, Magnoliopsida, Caryophyllales, Amaranthaceae. Gene Ontology annotation, molecular function: RNA binding.
AAUAACCCCACCAUUUGUUCUUCUCUCUCCUCUCUUCAAUCAUUCUCUAGUUUACUCACGUCUCUCUCUCACAUUAAACCCCCCUUUCUCACUCUCCUUCUCUUUCUUUCGUGUGUGUGUUCCUCCAAUUAUACUAAUAAUUUUAAUUUCAACUCAAAAGCAAUUCUCCUUAGAGAAUCAAUCCACAAAGUUAAGAUAAUUUUAACCCAUUAGUCCAAAAAUUUUAAUUUUUUUUCUUGUUAUUUUUGUCAAUUUUUAAUUUUUAAUUUUAAAAACCCACAGGAAAUUCUCUUUCUUUACGGCUCUCUUUUCCUUGUUGUCUCCUGUUCAAGAAGAUCACUUUUAUUGGGUUUUCUUUUGUGUUUCGUGUGUAAAUUCCUCCAUUUGUUUUCUGCAUGUAAAUGCUCUUCAACUUUCGCACCAGCUUUCAACUUCGUUGACCCUUUUUGGAGUUAUACAAUGGGUCAGGGUGCUGAAGAUUCCGUUUUAGGCUCUUGGAAGAUUCCAACAGCAUGUAAGUCACUAGAAACGGGAACUAGUAUGUGGAAUAAGGGUUCCAACUCGUUGUAUCAUACCUCAAGUGACGCAUCCUUAUUCUCGAGCUCAUUGCCUGUUCUUCCUCAUGAAAAGUUAAGCAUCAAUGAUCCUGGGAAUGGGCGGCAAGCUGCUGAUGAUGGCGGGAAAAACUUGAAUAACGGGGACCUAGUUGUUGAGGGAAACGAUUUACUUGACAAUGAUAUUGUAAAGCACACAAUUGGCUUUCUUUUACCUGGCGAUGAAGACGAACUCUUUGCUGAUAUAGCAAAUGAUUAUGAUUUUAAUACCGUGAGUAACCAAAUAGAUGAUUUGGGGGAGGGUGAUGUUUUUGGUAAUUUGGGAGGUAUGGAGUUAGAAAAUGAUGUCCAGGAUAACUUGAGCUUAGAUAUGUCGAUGGUCAGUCUCUCUGAUGGCAUAACUAGUAAUGGAAUGCUUCAUUAUGGCCCUCCAAAUGGUAUGGGAACUAUUGCUGGAGAACAUCCAUACGGAGAACACCCUUCUCGAACACUAUUUGUUCGUAAUAUAAAUAGCAAUGUUGAGGACUCUGAAUUAAGAAGUCUUUUCGAGCAAUACGGCAACAUCCGAACUCUGUAUACAGCAUGCAAGCACAGAGGCUUUGUGAUGAUUUCUUAUUACGACAUUCGUGAUGCGAGAGCAGCCAUGCGGGGUUUACAGAAUAAGCCAUUGCGCCGGAGGAAACUUGACAUACACUUUUCUAUUCCUAAGGAUAACCCAUCCGAGAAGGAUAUCAAUCAGGGAACACUAGUGGUCUUUAAUCUGGAUCCAUCAGUUUCAAAUGAGGAACUGCGUCAGAUUUUUGGGGUUUAUGGAGAGGUCAAAGAGAUAAGGGAAACACCGCAUAAGAAGCAUCAUAAGUUUAUUGAAUUCUAUGAUGUGAGACAUGCAGAGGCGGCACUCAGUGCAUUGAAUAGGAGUGACAUAGCUGGAAAACGCAUAAAGCUUGAACCCAGUCGCCCUGGUGGUACACGUCGAAACUUGAUGUUGCAAUUGAAUCAUGAGCUUGAGCCUGAAGAAUCACGAUUUCGGCAGCUUGUUGGUUCUCCAAUAAACAACUCCCCUCCUGGCGGUUGGCUACAGCAGUUGAGCAGUCCUGUUGAAAACAAUUCAAUGCACACUUUUAGCAAAUCCCCCGGAUACAGGACAAUGAGCCCUACAACAACAAACAGCCAUCUUCCUGGAUUGGCAUCAAUUCUGCAUUCUCAAGCAUCUGUUUCACCGAAACUUGCACCGAUUGGCAAAGACUUCGGCAGGGGAAGCCAUGUUGAGCAAUUGUUUGGCAGUAGUUCUGAGCAGAGAGCCAAUUUACAGCCUUCACAUUCACUUCCUGGGCUGAAGUUAGGGAGCCAGUUAUCUGGCUCCAUAUCAUCGUUUUGUGGAUCCACUUCAAAUGGAUCUACCAUUGAGACUUUAUCUGGACCCCAGUUUCUUUGGGGGAGUCCCAAAACCGUUUUAGAAAAUUCAAAGUCAACUGCCUGGACAGCCCAAUCGGGAAAUCCCCUCUUGUCCAAUGGACAUCGGCAUGGGUUUCCAUAUUCUGGUCGUCAUGGGCCCUACGUAAGCUCAACCCAGCAUUAUCAGCAGCAUGUUGGAUCUGCUCCUUCUGGUAUUCAUCAUCUAGAAAGGCACUUUGGCUUCUUUCCAGAAUCACCAGAGACAUCAUAUGUGAACCAUGGUGGUUUUGGGAGUGUAACCCGAGUUCCUAACAAUGGCAGUUACAUGAUGAAUGUUGGUCCUCGAUCCACACUACAUGGUAGCAUUGCGGGGAACAUGUCUGAAAGUAAUUCCCCUAGUUUUAGGAUCAUGUCUUCACCAAGACUUAGUCCUGUAUUUCUUGGUAAUGGUUUAUAUCCUGGGCAAGUUGUUGGCUUAGAGUCUGAGCGAAUUCGAAGUCGACGGUUUGAAAAUAAUGUAAAUCAGGUUGAUAGCAAAAGGCACUUUCAAUUAGACUUGGAGAAGAUUGCAAGUGGUGAAGAUACCAGGACAACGUUGAUGAUAAAAAAUAUUCCAAACAAGUAUACCUCAAAGAUGUUAUUAACCGCUAUCGAUGAAAAUCACAAAGGCACUUAUGAUUUUAUCUAUCUACCCAUUGAUUUCAAGAACAAGUGUAAUGUAGGUUACGCGUUUAUCAAUAUGCUGUCUCCAUCGCACAUCAUCCCAUUCUAUAAGGCUUUUAAUGGCAAGAAGUGGGAAAAAUUUAAUAGUGAGAAAGUAGCAUCCUUGGCAUAUGCUCGCAUUCAGGGAAGGUCAGCCCUCAUUGCCCACUUUCAGAAUUCGAGCUUAAUGAAUGAAGAUAAGCGUUGUCAACCCAUUUUAUUCCAUUCCGAUGGCAAUGAAGUAGAUGAGCAGAUUAUCCAAGAACAUCUGCUUUCAAACAGUUUUAACAUCCAGAAUUGCGAGUCAAAUGUGUCCGAUUCAGACGAACCCGUUGGAAACAAUGGAAAAGAUGGUCUAGACGAGAAUCCCGACAGACUUUUGUAGAAAUGGUUCACCAUACUACUCGGGAGGCUGGUUAAUAUGCUAACUUUUUUUGUAUAUACGAUGAAAAUGUGUUUUGAAUCCGGACUCAUGGUUUUUUGCUCGAGAACUCUGGAACUAGCGGCUGUGGUUUGGCUUGGCAGGCUAUGCGGGACCAAGGACUAAAAAGCUGAAGUAAAUAAUCCAAUCCCCUCUUCUGUUUUUCUGUUUCGGAAAAAGAAAAAUCGAAUAGUUUUCCCCUCCGUUAUUUUUUUUAUGUAGGGGUCCGUAAAAUUGUAAUUUGUGAUUUUUGAGUCGGAUCAAAUUGUGAAUAUAAUCCAAUACAUAGUGUCAAAAACUAAUGUUAUGUAUAUGAAAUUCCUAUCGAUAAAGUCUUUGUAAUUUACAGUUA